AUGGAUCAUCCUCCUCAUCAGCCAUUCCACGGUGGAUUUCAUCACCUUCCACCACAGCCGCAACAACAACAACAAUCAACACCUGGAAAGAGAGGACCAAAGAAGGGAAGUACAAGAGGUGGAUCUUCAGCAGGUAAUCGUACAAGUCAUCAACAAACCGUAUCGGCAAGUGCUUCAUCAUCUAGUUUGGCAAAUUCAACAUCUGGUGGUGGUGAUGGUGGCGAAGGAGAAUAUAGCUUUGAUUUACCAAGAUCAAAUGUGUUGAGAGUGAUUAGGAGAAUAAUUCCUGAUGAGGUACAACUUUCUAAUGAUACCAAAUUAGCCUUUUCAAAGGCUGCUGUUGUUUUUAUUAUGUAUCUAACUGCAACUGCUCAAGAACAAGCAACAAAACACAAACGAUCAACACUCACAGCUGAUGAUGUUCUUGAGGCUUUGGAUGAAUUGGAACUUGGUGAAUAUAAAGAUGAAAUGGUUAGAACUUUGAAUCAAUACAGACAAAGUCAAAAAGCCAAGAAGGAAAAGACAACAUCUAAAAAGAGAGGACCUAAAGGGGAUGAUGUGGAAGAAAUGUAA
This is a messenger RNA of Naegleria gruberi, 573 nucleotides long. RefSeq lists its product as uncharacterized. Lineage: Eukaryota; Heterolobosea; Eutetramitea; Acrasida; Naegleriidae. Gene Ontology annotation, molecular function: chromatin DNA binding; protein heterodimerization activity. Gene Ontology annotation, cellular component: epsilon DNA polymerase complex; CHRAC. The record is from RefSeq and is a predicted model, not a curated record. The transcript is spliced from 2 exons. The coding region runs from base 1 to 573 and encodes 190 amino acids. Gene Ontology annotation, biological process: DNA damage response; heterochromatin formation; leading strand elongation.